UGAUGGAUUAGACUCCUUCUACAAUUGAUAUUUCUGAAAUAGCCUAAGAUGAAGAACAAUAAUACCAAUCCUAUAUUAGAUAGGAAAGCACUAUGGAAAAGAAACUGUAGUACUCAAUUUCAGCUAAUAAUCAAAUAAAGGGAAUUAAUUUAUAGGAUAUAUAUAAUAAAGAAGGAUGGCUAAUGAAAAAGAGUCCUAAAUUACUUGUAGGAUGGCAAGUAAGAUUUGAAUUUUAUUAUUAAUUCCUUAGAAACGAUACGUUAAGAUUUAUGAUGGAAAAAUGUAAUAUUUUAAAGGUUUAGACAAAUUCAAGGGAUGCAUAGACUUUCAUUUGAUAUCAGUUUCAAUAACUCCUAUAAUGAAGAAUAAUGAAAUACAUGAAAUAAGGUAAUCAUAUAUAUUUAUAAUUAAAAGACUGGAAUUGAAAGGAAUAAAAAAGAUAUUUUAAUUUAAGAGUAUAGAACGUAAUGAAUUAGAUGAUUGGUAUCGUUGUAUUUAAUAACAUAUUUUGAUUACAUAAUUCUAUCCUAAAAUUACACCUUUGAAUAAUGAAUCUAUGUGGAGAUUUGAGAGAAUAUCUGAAACUUAUUUUAGAAAGAAGGCUGAUACUGGUGACAUUCUAUUAUUUAGGUAAAUAUAUAAAUUAAAAAUUCUUAGGGGAUAAUCUUCAUUAAGUAAAAUAUAAAGAGCUUUCACUGGAGAUAACUUUGAUCAUGUAGCAUUAUUACUUCGAUAUAAUAAUGGAGAAUUAUUUUUAUUUGAAUCUAUGGGAUAAACAGUAACAAUCAAUUUUGAAGAUCUAGGGUGUUAGUAUAUUGAGUUGGGAUACUUUUAUGAGAAACAAUUGGCACACUUUGUAUUAGCAAAUGGUAUAUAGAUAAUUAGAAGUAAAUAGAUCAAAUGAAUUUCUUGAGAAACUCGAAUAAUUUGUAAAGGUUUUCUAUAUAUUAUAUAUUAUUAGGGAUCAAUUGGUAAAAGAUAUCAAAUGUCUCCUAGUAAAUUGAUUAAAAGAUUUACAAAAUCAAGUGAAUCUAUUGAUGAUCUAGAAAAAGAUGAUAAAACUUUUUUUUGUUCUGAAUUAAUAGCAGCAGCGUAAUUUUAUCUUUGAAUUUAGUUAUAAAAAAAUGGGAAUCAUAGAUGCAAAUAGAUGUGCUGCAUCCUAUUGGCCAGGUAUUUUUGCAUAGAAUUCAAAACUCCAAUUAACAAAAGGAAAUUUGAAAUAAGAACAACUUAUAGAUUUUUCUUUAGUUUGA
Messenger RNA from Paramecium pentaurelia, 1253 nucleotides. The record is from the annotation of a GenBank genome assembly. NCBI's taxonomy places the organism in Eukaryota, Ciliophora, Oligohymenophorea, Peniculida, Parameciidae.